AUGAAGGUAAGAAAAACGUUUGUUUUAAUUAUAGGUGGAGGGCCAACAGGUAUAACAAGUGGAUUGUAUUUACAGAAAUAUAAUAUACCUCAUAUAUUGAUCGAAAAGGAUAAAAGUAUAGAAAAGAUUCCCAAAGCUCAUUAUUAUAAUAAUCAAACUAUGGAAGCAUGGAGAUGUUUAUAUCAUUUAGAUAAAUGUUUUAUGAAUGAAACCGAAAAAUUAGAUCUAUGGAAAAAUUUUCAAUAUUCCUUAAGUAUGCAUAAAGAAAAAAUUAUAAGUAUAUAUAAUAAUUUUAUAAAUAAAUAUACAUAUAAAAAUACCUAUUAUGAAGAUAUUAGUCCAUCUAAAGUUACCCAUUUGUCUCAAUAUAAAUUAUUAGGUAUUUUAUAUAAUUAUUAUUUUUUUAAUAUUAAAGUUAAUAAAAAAAAACGUGAAUUUUUAAAAAAUAUAAAAUUAAAAUUUUCAACAUAUAAAAUAUUAAAAUGUAUAUAUGAAAAUAGUGUUAUCAAUAAUGAAGUGAAUGAUAAACAUAUACAUAAUGUUCAUGAUAAACAUAUACAUAAUGUUCAUGAUAAACAUAUACAUAAUGUUCAUGAUAAACAUAUAUAUAAUUCUCAUGAUAAACAUAUAUAUAAUGUUCAUGAUAAACAUAUAUAUAAUGUUCAUGAUAAACAUAUAUAUAAUGUUCAUGAUAAACAUAUAUAUAAUGUUCAUGAUAAACAUAUAUAUAAUUCUCAUGAUAAAAAAAAAGAAGAUCUUAUUAAUGAUAAGUUUUUAAAAUGUUGUUCCUAUGAUAUAUCUCAAAUGUUAAUAGGAUAUGAAUUUGUUGAUUUUAUAAAAAAUAUAAAUGAUUUAAAAAACAUUGAUAACUUAUCAUUAUCACAAGAGGAAAAAAUCAUAUUAGAAAAAAUGUGUAUGGAUAAUAUGUCUCAUGACAAUAAAUAUAGAGUACCUAUGAAUUCAAAUGUUGAUCCUUGUGAUGUCUCAAAAGAUAUGAAAGAAAAUUAUAAAUAUGAAGAUAAUAAUUAUAAUAGUACUAAUAAUUGUUUUGAAAAUUCAGCAAAUUAUGUAUUAACUAAGAUCAGAAAUGUCGAAACCAAUUUAGAGGAAAUUGUAUUAAGUAAUUAUGUAUUUGUUUGUGAAGGUGGGAAAAGUAAUAUAAAGAAUUUCUUAAAUAUUAAUGAUGAAAAUAUAAAGAAUUAUAUGAAAUUUAUAAAUAUACAUUUCAGUUCUAAAUAUUUAAGUACAUUAAUGAUAUAUAAUCCAUCGAUGUUAUAUUUUUUAUUUAAUGAAUAUAUAGGUAUCUUAGUAUGUCAUGAUUAUAAAAAAGGAAAUGUAGUAUUACAUAUUCCUUAUUUAACCAAAAGAGAAAUGUUACUUUAUAGUAACCCUAAUAAAAUUAAAGAAAUUAUCAAUAAAUUAAUAGGUUUUAAUUUAUAUGAUAUACAUAUAUAUAAUAUAUAUAAAUGGACUAUGUAUAGUUCUAUUGCUUCUACCUUUAUAGAUAAUUAUACAAAACGUAUAUUUCUAUUAGGAGAUUCAGCACAUAAAUUACCACCUUCAGGAGGAUUUGGAUUAAAUUUGGGUAUAGGAGAUGUACUUAAUAUUUCUUGGAAAAUUAUAAGAAUUUUUAAUUUACAUCAAAAGAAAAUAAACCAAUUUGUUUUUAAUAAAACUAUUAAAAAUAAAUCUACUGAUCUAAAUGAUUACUUAUGUAAUGAUACUAGACUUUCUAAUUCUUUUCUUAAUUUAAUUAAAAAGGAAAUAAAAAUCCAAGACUUUAUAAUGAAUACCUUAUUUACUGAGAAGGAAAAAAAUAUGAUAUAUAAUUAUAUCCACUCUUAUAAUAUAGAGAGGAAGUUGGUGGCCAAUUUUACUAUUUCGCAGGCUGUAAAUAAUUAUGAAAAGGGAAAAAAUAUACCAUAUAUUUUGGGCUACAACCAGGAUAAUAUAUUAAUAGAUAAGUUAUCAAAAAUGUGUAACUUUAAAUCUACAAAUUGCCACAACAACAACAACAACAACAACAACAAUAAUAAUAAUAAGAAUAAUAAUAAUAAUAAUAAAAGUUGUGGUACUUAUAUAUAUAAUUACAACAAUUAUGGUAGUCAUACCUUUGGGGGAUAUAACAAACUUCAUGUUAGGAUUCUACAAAAUUCUCUCAUUUUUCAUACCCUUCUUCAAGGUUCCAAGAAAAUUAUCAACAUGCUUAAUCAAAUCCCAUUUAUUUUUUCUUAUAAAAAAAAAAAAAUAAAAAAUUUAGUAAACACAAGGGAAAACGUUUUAGGCUUAUUAUAUCCAGGGGCCGAUUUUUGUUAUUCUUAUAUUAAUACAUUAAAUAAUCUGGAGGAAUAUAUAAAUCAUCAUAAGAUAAUUAAAAAUAAUACCUCUAAUUAUAACCAUAUAUAUAAUCCCAAUAUGUUACAUAUAAAUAAUAAUAGUAAUAAUAAUAAUUAUGAUAAGGAUGAACAAAUGGAAAAUCAAAACGAUCAUAAUGAAAUAAAAAUUUUACCAAAGAAAUAUGAUAAUAUAAACACUAUAAAUAAUGUAUAUGAAAAAAAUAAUUUGGAACAUAAAUAUGAAAAUCAUAUACAUAUAAAUGAAAUGCAUAAUGAUAAAAAAUUUAGUUCAGAAUAUAUUAAUAAUAACAACAAAAAAUAUAAUUUUGCAAAAAGUAUGACCACUUGUAGUUCUUAUAAUUUUCAAAAUAAUUAUGAUAAGGAGGAAAACAAAUUAUAUGAUACUAACAAAAAACAAGAUAAGAACAAAAUUUUUUCUAGUAAUAAUAAUAUGGAAUCUAUUCCUAAAUUAAAAGUUUGUAAAAAUAUAUAUGAAUAUGAAAUACCUAAUAUAAUUGGAUCCAAAAUACCACACUUCAAUCUCUAUACAUUAGAUAAAAAUUAUGUUUAUAAAUUAUCAUCAGUUGAUUUACCUAUAUUAAAUAACCCUUCAUUAUCUAUUCUGAUUAUUCUUUUUGACGAAUUACUUUUGUAUGAAACAAUUAAUUUUUUGUUACUUAAUAAUAUACCAAAUGACAAGUUUUCUUUGUGUCUAUGGGACUCAGAUGUUUUCCUAUAUAAAGAUAAGACAAGUGGGAACAUGAAAUUGAUAAAAGAAGAAAUGUAUAAUAAUAUAGAUAAUAAAAAUAUAUCUAUGGAUCACGUUCAAAUAAAUGACUAUGUUUUAUUUAAAAAGGAGAAUGGUGAGCAGGAACCCAUUGGGGACAUUUCUUAUGUGAAACAUAUAAAUGGGAUUACCAAUAAAAAUAUAAAUGAUAAUAAAAAAAAUAAUAAAAAAAAAAAUAAUAAUAAUAAUAAUAAUAAUAAUAGUUACAAUAAUAAUUAUAAUAAUAGUUAUAAUUAUAGUCAUAGGGGGAAAAGAUCUAUUAAUUAUGUAUUUACCUCACGUAUUAUAAAAGAAAUGUUUUUAAACAUUGUAGGGGUUAAGUCAAAUAAUGCUUAUGUUAUUUUAAGACCCGAUAAGCAUAUUAUAUCUGUUAGUGUUAAUAAUUUAUUUGAUGAAAUAAAAAAAAUAAAUAAUAUAUAUAUAUGA
Molecule: messenger RNA, 3549 nt
Organism: Plasmodium falciparum 3D7
Lineage: Eukaryota; Apicomplexa; Aconoidasida; Haemosporida; Plasmodiidae
Product: putative FAD-dependent monooxygenase
Molecular function (GO): FAD binding; oxidoreductase activity
Source: RefSeq, a predicted model, not a curated record